This is a messenger RNA of Aspergillus saccharolyticus JOP 1030-1, 2058 nucleotides long. Its product is annotated as putative C6 transcription factor. Gene Ontology annotation, cellular component: nucleus. NCBI's taxonomy places the organism in Eukaryota, Fungi, Ascomycota, Eurotiomycetes, Eurotiales, Aspergillaceae. Gene Ontology annotation, biological process: regulation of DNA-templated transcription; DNA-templated transcription. Gene Ontology annotation, molecular function: DNA binding; zinc ion binding; DNA-binding transcription factor activity, RNA polymerase II-specific. The transcript has 6 exons. The record is from RefSeq and is a predicted model, not a curated record. The coding region runs from base 1 to 2058 and encodes 685 amino acids.
AUGGAUCUUGAGUCCGCUACUUCUGAACGGCCCGCUAAGCGAGUGCGGCAGGCUUGUGAACCGUGCAGGCGGAAAAAGGCAAAAUGUCCUGGGGAACAGCCGACUUGCUCUUUAUGCGCGCGAUUAGGUCAGACAUGUGCCUAUGCAGCUGAGCACCGAAGACCAUUGACGAAUGGUCUCAGUUCUUCAGGAGACUUAGCCUCUGGGCUUUCCACCUCGGAGUCUAGAAUUACCCGAAUAUUGGAAGAUCGCCUGGGAAACUGCGAAGCUAAGAUGAACGAGCUUCUUGACGCUCUGAGACGUAACACAUCGAAUCAACUUCAGGAGAAAGAGGCAUCAGCCAGACCAUCUCCUUUGGCCAGCGUGUUGAAUACAUCAUCAUUGAAUACCUUUACACCACUACCCAGAUGGGAGAAGGUAUUGUCGAUAGCAGAGUUGUAUCUUCUAUAUUGCGAUGGUCAACCUCUUCCGUUAUUUCACAGGCACAGCUUCUUGCACAGUUUACCAACCCGUGACCCAGAGCUAAUCUAUGCCAUCCUGGCCUUGAGCGUCAGAUUCUCGAACGAUGAAGCCUCUAGUCCUGAUGAACUUCCGUCUCUCAUAAAUGGUUAUACGGAAGUUGCAAGGAGCUUGGUCAUGAAAAGGGUUUCGGAAGGACCAGUCGAACUUUCCACUCUCCAGAGCUUGUGUCUACUCAGUUUAGUUGACUUUACCAAUGGGAAUACACAUCGCUCAAGUAUUCAUUGUAGCUUAGCAAUGAACUUGGCGCAGUGUGCUAAUCUUGCCUCGGAAUCGCACUCGUCACAACUCUCAUCACUUGAAGAACGUAGGCGUUGCUUCUGGAGUAUCUGUCUGCUGAAACGUCUUCACGGUGUUGACGUUGAAAAUUUGGAUUUUCCCGAAGGGAAUUUCCCCCCUUUCCCUGAAAGUCCAAGUAGGCCUCCGCCGCCUGACUCAGUAGGUGAUGCAGUCGAUGAGACUCGAUCAUCAGGCAUGCAUGAUCAGGGUAUCCUUGCGUACAUGAUUAUGCUCAGUGGUGUUUUUGCAAAAACUGCCAAAUAUGUCCGGCGUCACGGAAAGCCGGGAAACUUGCCUCCUUGGUCAUCAGAAUCAGAUUACUCGAAGAUUUUGGCUGCUCAGAUGGACCUUGAGACUCAGAUGCCAUACAUCCACAGAUUCAAGCCAGCUAGCCUUAAUGAAAGAACAUCAGAAGACCUUCAAACCAGAAGAGAUUACUGGGGCCCAUGGCUGUUAAACCAAUUCCUGUAUCACACUAUAUUGUGCUUGGUCAAUCACCCGCUUCUUCUUUCCCUCAGUCUCAGGAACUUUAGAAGCACCAUUCCGGAGAUAUUCUUACAGCAUAGCUCGGAUCUCAUUUCAUCGCAUACGACAUGGAUUAUACAUUUCAUCAACUUUUUCGAAGAGCGGUGUUACACGAUCUCGGACCCGUUUCUGGGCUACAGCGCUGCUGUGGUAGCUACAAUUGAACUACAACUCAGCUUCACCGAAAAUGCUGCUAUUCGAGAUGAGAAGCGAGACCGUUUCUACAGGUGUGUUAGAUUUGUGCAGAGACUGGGACAAAAAUGGCCUCACAUGGCACGAUUGGCGGAUAGACUACAAAAGUUGGAGGAUGCUGUGUCUGCAUCCUAUCAGCCAGCGUCAGGCUUACUGAACAAGUACCUUCUCAUAGAUCUAUCCCGCUUUUGGGAGAUCCUCGAAUAUUCUUCCAACAGUGACACCGACUCAGCUCGCCGUAUGUUUGGGGACUCUCUGUACUCCGAGCCACCUGCAAUUGCGGCUGAAGUAUCGCAAACCUCACCUCUGCCUGAACCAUUCCGCUUACAGUCUCAUCACACGUCAGCCUCAUCACCGGGCUCGCAACGCAAUGUUCCUACUUCACUCCUGACUGGUGAACAAUGUCCAAUGGGGUCUAUGAGCUCGCCUCGGUCACCGGACCCAAUGAAUGACGAAUUCUCAAUCUUGGCCGCCAAUUUCUUCUCCCAAGCUCAAGACUUCCUACCAAGAGUUGAUAGCAGAGACGGUUUUGGUCAUCUUUGA